This is a messenger RNA of Paramuricea clavata, 11002 nucleotides long. The record is from the annotation of a GenBank genome assembly. NCBI's taxonomy places the organism in Eukaryota, Metazoa, Cnidaria, Anthozoa, Malacalcyonacea, Plexauridae.
AUGGUAAAGAAAGGAAAAAAAUCAUUAACUGAAGCGAGAACAUCUCUUGGUGGUCUUUCGAGACCUGGCACUGCUGGUAGUGAUACAGAUAGCGACAGUGAUGACGAUCAAUUUUCUGAGGAAGAAGAUCAGUAUUAUGAAGAUGUGGUAAGUGGGGUGUUAAGUUUAGCUAAAAUGAAGACAAUGCAAUGAAAUCCAAAACGACGUUAGGGAAUAGGGCAUUUUGUAAUGCCUCACUAAAGUAUGGAACAGUAGCAGUCUUCCCACUUCUAUAAGGAAUGUAAAUAACAGAGGAGGAUUGAAGAAAACUCUGGUAUUCCAUAUUUCCACAUUGCUAUACAAGUAUUAGAUGUUAUUAUAUAUCAAUAGUAAAAGUCGCAUUUUUCUAGUGUUUUAUUGGUUGAGAGCAUAUCACGUGAGAGUGAUGAAAUUAGGCCGUGUCCCUCGCAACAGCGCGAGAGGGAGAUAAUACGUUAUCGACCGGCGAAUAACAAAAAAAAUCAUGUGCGCCAUCACAUAAAGAUGCAACCUUUGGACAUGCCUAGAACGUAAUGCAGUAAUUAAAACUUUCGCUUUAAGUAACUGCAGUGUAGCCAGUGUUUAAUAUAACGUUUUAACAAUAAAAUAUUUCAUGUAUUUAUGUUCAUUUGUUCUUUAAUUUGUUGUUUCUUUGACUAUUGAUAUAUAAUAAAACACUUAUUUACUGAGACCUCGGGAAAGCAGUGUGUUUUGUUGACCCUCGACCGUCGAUGUUUCCCUCGGCUUCGCCUCGGGAAACAUCAACGGUCUCGGGUCCACAAAACACACUGUUUUCCUCGGUCUCAGUAAAUAAGUGAUAAUUAUUAUUCAGGGCCGUAGCCACUGGUUCGGUUGGUCCGAUUUCAACCAGACCACUUUCCGGAGCAACAAAAAGUGUUAGACUUUGCGCCAAUAUGAUACAGUAGGUAAAGUUUUAUCUUGGAGGCCAAAAUGGUUAUGAUUAAGACAUUUUCUUUGGGCGAGUAUCAUCAUCAUUAGGGUAAUCAAUUUUGGGACUCGAAUCUAACUGUACCACUUAUAAAUUUGUGGCUACGGCCCUGUUAUUAAUAUUAAUAUUAUCUUAUCCUCAGGUUGUUGAUGAAGAGGACGAGAAAGCUUUGGAGAUGUUCAUGUCCAAAGAACCACCACAGAGACGAACGCUUGCUGAUAUUAUCUUGGAGAAAAUAAAAGACAAGAAAAGCGAGAUUGAAAGUCAAAUGUCAGAACAAAGUCAAACACCGCCUAUGGAUGAACGACUUGUCAAAGUUUUUAAAGGGUAUUAAUUAAAUUAAUCAUAUUUAAAAAACUCAUUGAUAAUUCAUGAGGAAAAGACAAAUGAAAUCAUAGACGGAUUUUCAUAUUUUUUACUGGGGUUGUGCCAGAAAUUUUAGGGGGGUGAGCUGUGAGCAGGUGACUGAAGCAACACAAAGUGUCACCAAACCCCAGUAAGGUCUAUAUUCUAGGGGUGGAGCACUAGAGCCGCGAGGGGGAGUCUAGAGAGCAGAAAACAAAGUAUCACACGAAAAAUUUGAAAAAAAUCAUGAUUUGUAGCUUCGAAAAAAAGUUUUUUGAAGUUGUCAUAUCAAUGGAUUUGGCAUGUCCGAUUGUCUGUUGAGACUUGAGAGAGUUAAAGCUAAAUGAACCUGUAAAAGUGUAAACCCAAUAGGCCAAUACACAAUAUGCUUUUACUUUUAUAACGUCAUUGACAUUGUGUUGUUUGAAUCUGAGUAUAAUUUAUGAUGCAACUCCGAUGUUAAUAAUAUUUGGGGCGUAAAGAUUAAAUCUAGGCAAGUCUAUUUCCUAAAGAAUUAAAAACUAAAAAUAAUGUUCGUAAAAAUUCCAAACGUCCCUUGCGAGCAAGCUAUUUGCUAAGCUAUUUGCAUGACAAGGCACUGCAAACUCUAUUCUUCAGGGGAGAUAAUAGAGUUUCAAAACUUUACAAUUGGUCCAAUAAACCAGUGAAUGCAAGCGACGAGCGAUUAGUUUCAGAGUAUUGCACUGUCUUUUACUAUUUGAGUGUACUCCUACAUUUAUUUUGUAUCAUCAACACUCUGCACGUUGGAGUGGACUAUUUAAUUAUUUUGUAUUAUGCCGAAUAUUGGGGGGGGGGUUGAAAAUAUUUUUGGAGGGGUGGACAUUUUGUUUGGGAGGGUUAUAGCUAAUAUUGGGGGGGUAGCACCCCCCUGCACCACCCCACAAAAUCCGUCUAUGAAUGAAAUCGCUACCAUGUCGGUGGUUUUAUAUGUGAUAAAAAAUCAUGUUCAUUUACGUAAACUUUGGCUUUCAUUUUCUCGGCUUAGACAACAUUGAUUUUUAAAAUUACGCCAAUGAAUUCAUAAGAUGGGUAAUUUUUAAGCCAUUUAAAACACUCGCAGUCUGUGUUUUAUUAUAUGUAAGACACUCGUGUUUUAUAUCUGACGAAGCACUUUUGCUUGUGUUUUAAAUACUGUAGUGCAUAAUGAUUUACGAAAUAAUGUUAUGUGUAGAACUGGCCUAUUUUUAAAAUACACACGUAAAAACGCACAACUUACUGUAUAACAAACGGUUGCCAAGCUCAAUAGACUCGUUGCAAGUUGUUCAGGUAACUUGUUAUCGUCCUGCGAAUCUGCGAUUCAACAAUUUGUCAACAAGUUUUGAGUGACAACCUUGUAGCAACUUGAUAAAAUAACAGCAUUACAACUUGAUGACAAGCUUGCUACAAGCCUGUUGCACACACACACACAUUUUUACGUGUGUAAUUGAAAGAAACCCACACAUUAUAAUCAAUUAAAUUUCGUUGCAGGCAAACGUAUUUUAAGUUCUUUGUAUUACGUAAACGUACAGUACAAUCAGUGACAAAACACUUUGGACAAAAUAGCAAAAGAGCGUAUUACGCAUUUACAACAUAAUCGACCCCCCACACCCCCCGUUCAAUGUUGUGUGUGGAAAUACCUGCGCAAAAUGUUCCUUGCCAGCAACCCAACAUUGUUUAGGGUGGGGGAGGGAGGGAUAGUGGCUUUAUGCUGAAAUUUGGAAAUGCGGAGAUAUGUAUAUAUUAUACCACUGUCCAAAAAUCUUUUGUCACUGAUUGUAGCUGAUGGUUCGUUGUAACAUCUCCAUACGACCAUAGUAAUGUGAAGUGAUAUUUGUAUUUGAUAUACAAGGCUAAUAGUUAUAAAUGUACAAUGUUGAUGCCAAAAUGAAAAGAUGUUUGACAAGUUGUCGUUUUUGCCUUUUAGUGUUGGUGACAUUCUGAGCAAAUAUCGAUCAGGCAAGUUACCAAAAGCAUUCAAGAUCAUUCCAUCAUUGCAGAAUUGGGAAGAGGUAAUACUCUGAUGUUUGCGGUGUUACUCUGAGUGUGCAUCCACACCGGGCAAGCUGAAACGUUUGCCUGACCACGGUGGGAAUUGAACCCGCAACCUUUGCCUGGGACACUAGUCCAAUGUGCGAGCUACGAGGUCAAGUCAUACUCGUCAAGUCGAGGUCAAGCCAUUAUAACUUCAAUCUUGAAAUUUAAUGCAUGUAAAGUUAUUUGAACGAAGAGAAAAGUUGUACUUGAUGGUCUGAGGCCAAUACAGUACAUCUUCACUAUAUAAAUAUUCAUGAAAUGAUUUCUAGGUAGUCUAUGUCACCAAUCCAGAAAGUUGGACUGCCGCGGCUAUGUAUCAAGCAACGAGGAUAUUCGUAUCAAAUUUGAACGCCAAAAUGGCACAGAGGUAACAUGUCAUUACUACUCUCUUGGAAAGUUAGACAUGAAAUUUGGUUGUAGUGAUUGACCGAUUGUGCAGAAUCGGAAACUGUUACUGAUACCGAUGCCGAUUUUAUAAUGACGUCAUAAUAUCAGACCGAGUAAAUGUAACAUCAUUCAUGUCGACAUUUUAACGAUAAUUUCCAACGUAACACGUUACUGCAACCAAAGAUCGUUAAAACCGUGAAAUGUACCAACGUGCAAUGCAUUUUAUAAUUUUUAAAGUGUUUAUUUUCUCAACAAUCGGUUUUAGACAGUCACGGAAAUAUAGAUAAUUCUACCGAUUCCGAUUGUUUACCGAUGAGGCAAAAAUCGGCCUGAUGCCAUGAGAAAGUCAUUUAAUUGAUCUCAGCUGAUUUACUAAUAAAGAUAAGAUUACUAAUCAAAAACAAAAGUAAACAAUUUUGUGUAGCAAUAAUAAUUUCUGGCAAAACAUUGAAACAACUUGCCCGAGGAAGAAGCAACUUCUACCUGCCUGUAAUGACUUUUACUUGGCCCGGGUGAGCGGAUAACUGCUAAGUUACAGUACGUCGCUGUCUAUAUUGGGCGUUCAGUUGCUGGGAAUUUAGACAAGCCAGCCUUUGCAAUUCAGCCUUAAAUGUGUCUCUCUAGUUUCAGCUGAGCUGUCAAACGGCUUUGCCUUUUGUAGAUUCUUCAAUUUGGUAUUAUUACCCCGUGUUCGUGAUGACAUAGCUGAAUACAAAAGACUCAAUUAUCAUUUAUAUCAGGUAUUGUAAACAUCUGUACUCACUGAAUCUGUAAAGUUGAACCUGAAUAUAAAUAUUUUCGUCUUAUCUGCUUAUUUCAUUAAUAGGCUCUAAAGAAAGCUUUCUUCAAACCAGCCGCAUUUUUCAAAGGAAUUUUAUUACCAUUGUGUGAAGUGAGUGGGCAUUUGCAUAAGCAUAUUUCAAUCCGGGAAAGACAGUUAUAUAGGCCCAUUUUCAUUGCGCAGAAAGAAAGUUUUGUAAAAUGUGAUUGGCCGACACAAAUUUUCCGUCGGAAAAAAGUUUUGAAGUUCAAAAUUUUCAACCUCAUAUUUUUUAAUCAACUUUGUAACCAACAGGCUUGUAACAUUCGUGUUAUGUAUCAUGACUGUGUCAGACUUGUUAGAACAACCUUUUGACAAAUCUGAAUGUCUGAUAAUGCCAUCAAGCUUGUUACAAGUUGUUAACAGCUUGUUCCAAACUUGUUACAACAACUGGGAACAAGCAGUGCGAGAACAACUUGUUGACAGCUUGUGAAUAGACUUGUAACAACUUGUUUGCAGACUUGUAACAACGUGUGCGUUUUUACGUAACUAAACCUCCACAAAAAUGUACCACAUUUGUCUACACACGUAAAAACGCACAAGUUGUUACAAAUCUGUUCGCAAGCUGUCGACAAGUUGUUUUCGCACUACUUAUUCCCAGUUGUUGUAAAAAGUUUGGAUCAAGCUGUUAAGUAUAGCUAAUAGCAUGGUUUCGAGUGCAAUUUGGAUAUAACAUGCACGAGUGAGUUUUUCAAAGACCUCAAAAUAGCACGAGUCCGAAGGACGAGUGCUAUUUGAUGUCUUUGAAAAACUCACGAGUGCAUGUUUAUCCAAAUUUCACGAGAAACCAUGCUAUUACUUAUUAAUAAUUUACAUAAAAAUGUUCGAGACAAUUGUAGUUUUAACUUACGCGUUUAUAGCGAACAUUCCACCGGAAAACUUUUCCUGGCUUUGUUAUAUCACAUUAUGCAACGCUAACAGCUUGAAAAUUCCACUCAACUAUGUAAUUUUUGUUAGUCUUGUUUAAGGUAAGUGCUUUUCCAUUUAAAAAUAAAGAUAAAAGCCAUAUUUUCCACGCGAAGGCAACUUUUACUUUGUGUAGCGCGGCGCCAUGUUUGUUUUGUUUUGAAGCAAUCUGUGACAGUUACUUCUUUAAACUAAAAUGCUUUAAACUGAUUGGUUGAUUUAAUCAUCACAAUGUUUUUCCACCAAUCAGAUCAGUUUGUUACAGAUUUUUGCACUGUGAUUACAGAAAAUUGCACUGUGAUUACAAAAAAUUGCACUGUGAUUACAGAAAAUUGCACUGCUGUUUGGAAUUAUAACUGCACUGAAAUCAACCAAUCACAGUCGAGUAAUAUCUUUAUGUAUAUUAUUACAACUUGUAACAAGCUUGAUGGCAUUAUCAGACAUUCAGAUUUGUCAAAAGGUUGUUCUAACAAGUCUGAUACAGUCAUGAUAAACAAGAAUGUUACAAGGUUGACGACACAAGGUUUUAACAAUAUUGUUAUAUCAUGACUGUAUCGGACUUGUUGGAACAACCUUGUAACAAGUCUGAUAAUAUCAACAAGGUUGUUACAAAUUGUUAACAGCUUGUUCCAAACUUGUUGACAACUUCUGACAAGCAGUGCGAAGACAACUUGUUGACAAACUUGUUACAAGCUAGAUGUGAGAUUUUUGCGUGUGUAGUCGGAUAACGAAUUUGUUUUAGGAAUUUAUUGGCUUGUCAAGCUCAGCAGACCGCGGUUAGCUAUACUUUUGGCAUUGAAAAUCUUGCAAUCGUUGUUGUAGUACUAGUCAAAACUAAGCCUCCUCAAAAAUGUACCACAUAUACCACACUCCACGUUCUAUUAGAAAUUUCUAGUUUCAUUAAUUUAUUUAUUUAUUUUUCAUUAGUCUGGCACGUGCACUCUUCGUGAAGCGAUCAUCGUUGGUAGUGUGGUUACUAAGACUAGCAUACCAGUCCUCCAUGCCAGCGCGGCCAUGUUGAAACUCGCUGAAAUGGAUUAUUCUGGUAAGAAACAUUUCACUGGCACUACUUCUAUAAACAUUAUAUAUGAUCAAGGGUGGAUAGUAGCGAAGUAGUUGUAUAUAGUUCGCCACUGUAGCGAAUUAAAUUUUCAGGUAGCGAGCAGUUUUUGACUUUAGUAUAUAUACUUUUUUAAGACACUACACUUUUUUAGUAGCGAAGUAGUUGAUUACUUUUCAAGCAACAAUUGCUAUUCGCUGCUAAUUUUCGAAUAAUUCUGAAAUAGACAUAAAAUAGAAUAUUUUAUGCCAAAUCUCACUGCAAGUAGAUACAGUAAUGCUGUUACGUUUAUAGACUAUAUACAUGUAGUUGAAGGGUCUUGUACACACAUAAAAAUAUCACAACUUGUCCACAAGAUGUGUUCGCAACAGGCUUGUAGCAAACUUGUCAACAAGUUGUAACAAUGCUGUUAUUUUAUCAAGUUGUUACAAGGUUGUCACUCACAACUUGUUGACAAAUUGUUGAAUUGCAGGACGAUAACAAGUUGUUGGAACAACUUGUAACAAGUCUGUUGAGCUAAACAACUUUGUAGCAAGUUGUCAACAAGUUGUUGACAACUAGUCAACAAGCUGGGAACAAACAGCGCAAACACAACCUGUUGACAAGUUGUUGGAAUAGCAUUGCUACAAGUCUGCUGCAGGUUUGUUACAACUUGUGCGUUUUUGCGUGUGUAGAUGGAAAUAAUCCGUACUAGCGUAGGUCUUCGACUACAUUUAUAACAAAGUUCAUGUAUUUGUCUUGUUUAGGUGCCAACAGCAUUUUGCUGCGGUUACUUUUGGACAAGAAAUAUGCGUUACCAUAUCGUGUUAUCGAUGCAGUGGUCUUUCAUUUUUUAAGGUAUAUUUCAUGCUAAGUAUAUAAUAAUUACAAUAAAGCAUUGUGCUGUAAACGUUUUUUUAAACACAGCAAAAUACACCAAACAAGACGAACUACAGAAUCGAAGGUGGAAAAAAGAUCUUGUAUUUUGACUUUUACUGUGCAGUAGCUACGAUAAUUCAGAGUCUGAGAUUUGCAGUAGCCCGAUAUCCUUAAAUUAAGAUACAAGAUACUAAAAUUUGGUUUGGAUACCAGAUUGUUGUGAAUGACUUGUAUCGCGACCAGACAUUACAACAUUCCAAACAUUAGAAGCAUGCUAAAUGUCUCUGGUGGCCUCUCAAUAGCUUUGAAUACUAUGAGCCUUCUUAUAAUAACCACCCUGAUUCCCAACUUUGUGGUCUAGUUGUUGACUGUUGAGUCUCCUGUUGUUUAUAACAAUGAGAGAUCUGUUCUGAAUACUUACUUGAGUUCAGGGAUGCCAAGACUUAUGGUAACCAGUAUUCAGAAGUAGAAUACUGGAUUCUCAGAUGGGAUACUAGAACUUUGAAUCCUGGUAUCCCAGUGGGGUACUUAAAAAUAAUUCCGACUUGUGGUAUGCAAUAGUGCAAUAUAUUACUUUUUUGUGACUUAUUUAACUUAUUUUUUCUAGGUUUUUGAGUGACAAGAGAACAUUGCCCGUUCUAUGGCAUCAAUGUUUCUUAACAUUUGUACAACGGUGAGCCAUUCUCCAUCUAUUUCUUUAACAGUUUAGAAGUGUUUAUUUCGUUCAAAAUUGGAAACAUUGAAAUACCAAAACAUUGUACCAGAGUGAACGAAGACAUUCGUACAAAUUCACCAAAGAAGCUUUUCAUAGAUCAUUAGAUUGCUGAGAGAAUGCUGAUUGCUGAGCAGGCGUUCAAUAUUUUAAUUUUUCUUUCCAGGUACAAAGAGGAUAUAUCUAGCGAACAGAAAGAGGCUUUACUUGAAGUUUGUCGAGCACAUACACAUGAUCAGGUACUCGUUGUACAAUUUUAAAAUACGCUCGACAGCUUAGCGUUCCUGCUUUAGGCUGCUUGGUUAAUCAUCAAGGAUUUGACAACACAGUGUUUAGUGCAUGUUAUAGCUGGAUAGCGUUUAUUGUCUACUGGUUACCAGUCAGGGAAAGAUGAUACCGCCUGCUAAAUAGUCUCACUUGGACAAUUCUUAUACUAUUUUAUUCCAUAAUAUACAAUACUGUUGUCCAUUGUCUAAUUGUGUGUUUUAUCUAAUAUCUGUGACACACGGCCGAUACGAGUCUGCGGGCAAUCUAGAGCAAAGAGCAGUUUACAUCUGCAUGUGAGAACUGUUUCCAAAUUCACUCCAGCAAACAGGUGCUCUCGUGACCUGUGCCCUGUGGUAAUGAAUGAAUCAGUAAGAGAUUAUACCAUUACUGGGCUUCAAGCAAGAACAGUUUGGAACUGACAGAGUUAUAGUUUAGUUCAGGUUUCCUCCUGUAGUAAGUACCAUUACUAGACUUUUAGGAAGAACAAUUUAGAACUGAAAGAGCUUCCUGUAUAAAUGAAGCUAAAUUACACUACGCCGAAAAGGGAUGAUCCUUGCUGGACCUCAAGGGAGAACAGUUUAGAACUGAUAGAGCUAUCCAGUAUAAAUACAGUAAAGUUAUUUUAUCUGUGUUGGUGUUGUGUACUCAGGUGAAUAAUAUGUUUGCGAUGUUACUCUGAGUGCAUAUCCACACCGGGCGAGCUUGAAAAAUAUGCCCGGCCACGGUGGGAUUCGAACCUACAGUACGACCUUUGGAAUACUAGCCCAAUGCUCUUCCAACUGAGCUACGCGGUCAGGACGGUUCGAGUAAGUGAUAUUUCGGAACAGUAUCUAGUUCCUUCUAUACCAAUGUGUUCUUACUAAUAUGAAUUUUUCUGUGUUGGUGUUGUGUACUCAGGUGAAUAAUAUGUUUGCGAUGUUACUCUGAGUGCAUAUCAUAGAAAUAUUAGACCUAGAAUGCGUGCUUGGUCACGUGACCGGUGUCCAAACUGAAAACAAAAAUGCCCUUAUAAAUCCGCCAUGUUGAAUUUGAGUAGGAGUGCAAACUACAAAGUAUAAACAAAACUAAACCUAUAAAGUUUUCAUCGUCAAAACGUUUGGUAUUUGUAGUUUGGGGAUAGAAUUUGAAAUAUUAAGUUCUUUAAAGGCUCAAAGCAAAUGUGCCGUUACAAAAACGGUGAAAAUCGUGCAGCCUUGUAUAAAAAACAAGUAGUUUUUUCGUGUAGUUUCGCGUAUAAAAUAUCACUUACUCAUAAAACAUUUUUGCAAGCUCUGAACGUAACUGUUUUGCUAAUACUUUAUAAAAUUACGAGAUGAUAGUUCAUUCUUCGUCGGGUUUUGUUUUUCUUCAAUCUAAACGAAGUGUUUUCAUGUUUUUGAAACAAAAAUAUUUAGUUGUUGUAAAUCGCCUAAAUGAUCGUCGAAAACAUAUGGUUUCAAAAGCGUUGCCUCAAGCUCAAGCAACGUAUAAAAAAGUAUAAAAAGUAGUUGAGUAAGUUUAAAAAGAUUAUCGAACUCUAUUUAUAUUAUAAAACAGUUGAAAUAUAUUUUUUAAAACAUACCUAUUGAGUUUCAGUUUGUCUUGAUUUUUCGUGUUUUGUUUUGGCUUGCACAGCAACGUUGAAAAUGUAUUUUGAAACGACGAUUUCUCUAUAUAUUCUGUUCAGAACUAUUGCUCUUCGUAAAAAAACCCACGGGAAUGGGUUUUUCUCCAUUAAAAACACUUUUUUUCCACUUCAAGUCUGGAUAGAAUUGUUUUUGCAAACUUUGUUGAAAAAAACAAUUCGCACUCCCGGCAACGCGCGAAAUUCCACGCCACAGGAGUCUGGGACUAGCCAAAAUGCCCUUAUAAAUCCGCCAUUUUGUGGAGACAAAAUUUUUACUGAGAAGAGAUAGGAGCACGCAUUCUAUGUCUAUUAUUUCUAUGGUGCAUAUUCACACCGGGCGAGCUUGAAAAAUAUGCCCGGCCACGGUGGGAUUCGAACCUACGACCUUUGGAAUACUAGCCCAAUGCUCUUCCAACUGAGCUACGCGGUCAGGACGGUUCGGUUCGAGUAUUCGUAGGUUCGAAUCCCACCGUGGCCGGGCAUAUUUUUCAAGCUCGCCCGGUGUGGAUAUGCACUCAGAGUAACAUCGCAAACAUAUUAUUCACCUGAGUGCACAACACCAACACAGAAAAAAUUCAUAUUACUAGAACACAUUGGUAUUGAAGGAACUAGAUACUGUUCCGAAAUAUCACCUACUCGAACCGUCCUGACCGCGUAGCUCAGUUGGAAGAGCAUUGGGCUAGUAUUCCAAAGGUCGUAGGUUCGAAUCCCACCGUGGCCGGGCAUAUUUUUCAAGCUCGCCCGGUGUGGAUAUGCACUCAGAGUAACAUCGCAAACAUAAAGUUAUUUUAGUUUGGUUUGUCUCCUGUAGUAACACUGGAUAAUAAAAGAUGAUUCUUACUGGACCUCUAAAGAGAACAGUUUAGAACUGAUCGAGCUAUCCAGUAUAAAUAGAGAUAGUUUACCUUAGUCCAGUAUAUGUUGCAAGCAAAACUCAAGUGUACAUUAAAUUUCAGAUCACACCCGAGGUUCGUCGUGAGCUCCUACAUUCCUCAUCAAGAGAUGUUGAAUUGAACAAUCAAAUGGAAGUUAAUACGUAG